UAGGGAAUAGGGAAGGAAGAGAGAAGAGAAGGAAGAGAACGGAAGAAAUGAAGCAGCAAAAGAAAUAAAAAGUGUUGUUGUAUAGCGAUGACAGAUCUGGUAGAGGUAUUCCAAGGGGGACUAGAAGGUUAGAGAAGGGAGAUACUGGACAAUAAUAAUUAAGGAGAAGAAGAAAAGUGCAGAAGAGGAGGAGAGGUAUGGGAACUAGAGGGACGGAGAGCUUUUUGCACGGUGGCCCGGCGAGAGGUGGCGGAAGCCAUAGCAACCGAGAGGGUUGUCACGCUCGGUCCUGUACCUAGUUCGAGGAGUUGUGCCAAGCUUGGAUUUUUAUCCGACGGCAAAAGGCACAGUAAUCCGUCCACGCCGCGGCUCGUGUUAGCGCCAGAGCUUCGCGAGCCCCAGUCAUUGCAGCCGGUACGACCGUCGGAGUCGCAACACUGCUCUGUUUCAUAGAAAGGCCUUCUCUACACCUUUGUCUCCGAGAUCCCCUUCUAAAUUUGCCCUCUUCAAGAACUUCUCCAAGUAGAGUCGUUGCCGGAUUUGUUCGCAAAGCCCGAAGGUGAGCUAGGGGACGCCGGUGUUUAAGGCGGAGUGUUCCCACACCUUCCACUGCCACUUCCCCUGUAUUACUGCCGACGUCAAGAGCCACAACCAUCUCAGCUGCUUGUGUGUUGCACUGCCUAGCUCCAGGAAUCCUUCCUCUUGGUCAUGAACCGCCGUGACGAAGACACAGAGCGAAGGAUGGUUGGUGAGGCAGAUAACCGGAAUCCGGAAUCCCAAUCGGAGAACCUAUGGCGGAGGUAGAAGCGGUACAACCCAAGGUAGUGAGAAAUGGUUUGGCAUGAACAAAGUCAUGAGGAGACGCUGCUAGUAAACCGAGCGGUCAUGAGGGGACGUCGUUAUUCGCGAGUGGCCGUGAGGAGACCUGUGUUUUGGCCAAUUGCGUAGGACUAUCAGCGACUCGCGAGGUUGAGGACAGGACGUGAGAGAUGACGAGAAGGAAAGAAUGGUGUUCCGCCCGAUUUUGGGUGGAUAAAAAUUUGUUAACAAUUCAAUCGGUGGAUGGAUUCAUAAAUCCAUCCUUCGACUAUUUCAAAGUAAGUAAACAAGGGAAACGAUUAUUAGUCCAUCCGUUUGCAUGAAAUAAACAACAGAAAGUUUUCUGUACAGAAAACUUUCUUUAGUUUUUGAAUCCAUCAUACCAAGUGUUUCUUUUGCUUUUUGAUAAAAAAAAAUCAUCAUCACGUGAUUUGUCCGUGAGUAUGAGUGGUCCUAAAAGGAAAGGAUCAUUUAAAUUAAAUCGUACUCGCGUCAAAAUACCGCAGUUCUGUCCGCUUUCCUCUUCUUAUUCGGCUUUGGCCUUUCCAGCCGCGACAAAGGGAAAGGGCGAGUUGUUUUGGACGAUUAGAUCAUCGUUCAUGGCCUCGAGGAGGAUCAUCAAAGAACUCAAGGAUCUGCAGAAGGAUCCUCCUACUUCUUGCAGCGCUGGCCCUGUGGCUGAAGACAUGUUCCACUGGCAAGCUACGAUAAUGGGUCCAUCAGACAGUCCAUAUGCAGGGGGUGUUUUUCUCGUCACCAUCCACUUCCCUCCAGAUUAUCCAUUUAAGCCACCUAAGGUUGCUUUCAGGACCAAGGUUUUCCAUCCAAAUAUUAACAGCAAUGGAAGCAUUUGCCUGGACAUAUUAAAGGAGCAAUGGAGUCCUGCUUUAACUAUUUCCAAGGUGCUGCUGUCAAUUUGCUCCCUCUUAACUGAUCCAAAUCCAGACGAUCCUUUGGUUCCUGAAAUUGCCCAUAUGUACAAGACAGAUAGGACCAAGUACGAGACCACCGCUAGGAGCUGGACCCAGAGGUAUGCAAUGGGCUAAGACACACCAAAGAAAGUUGGAAGUUCCAUUUGGUUCAGUGUCUGAUGGUUGUAUUAGCUAUUUAUUUAUAAGAAUUAUUUAUAACAUUCAAAUCGAACUGUGCUGCUUGUGUCACGUAACUGACUUAAAAAUUAGCUAGAAAAAGUGUCCACUGCAGACUCAUCAGACUGUUGUUGUAUUUUAUUGUUUAUAUGAUAACUAUAUUUGAACA
Zingiber officinale is the source of this 2076-nucleotide messenger RNA. Its product is annotated as ubiquitin-conjugating enzyme E2-17 kDa-like. The record is from RefSeq and is a predicted model, not a curated record. NCBI's taxonomy places the organism in Eukaryota, Viridiplantae, Streptophyta, Magnoliopsida, Zingiberales, Zingiberaceae. Gene Ontology annotation, cellular component: nucleus. Gene Ontology annotation, biological process: protein polyubiquitination. Bases 1263 to 1865 code for a protein of 200 amino acids. The transcript has 6 exons. Gene Ontology annotation, molecular function: ubiquitin conjugating enzyme activity.